Messenger RNA from Scomber japonicus (chub mackerel), 2101 nucleotides. RefSeq names its product MUS81 structure-specific endonuclease subunit (gene mus81). The record is from RefSeq and is a predicted model, not a curated record. NCBI's taxonomy places the organism in Eukaryota, Metazoa, Chordata, Actinopteri, Scombriformes, Scombridae. Gene Ontology annotation, molecular function: 3'-flap endonuclease activity; DNA binding; crossover junction DNA endonuclease activity. Gene Ontology annotation, cellular component: Holliday junction resolvase complex; nucleus. The coding region runs from base 56 to 1942 and encodes 628 amino acids. The transcript has 17 exons. Gene Ontology annotation, biological process: DNA catabolic process; double-strand break repair via break-induced replication; mitotic intra-S DNA damage checkpoint signaling.
CAAGGCGGCAGUAAAGUGUCUCUACUGCAGAACAUCCUCAGACAGAUAUAAAGGGAUGCCCGCUCCGGAGUCGGUCCGGCUGGGUCGGAAACGCGCCUUGCCCUCCUGCCCAAACCCGCUGUUCCUCCAGUGGCUCACUGAGCUCCGGGACCAGGCCAAAGAGAAAGGACUGAAGAUCCAGUACACAUACCAGAAGGCGAUCAGCUCUUUGAAUAAGUAUCCACUGCCGCUCCAAAACGCCAAAGAGGCAAAGAUCCUCCAGAACUUUGGAGACGGGAUCUGUAAAAUACUGGAUGAAAAACUGCAACGAUACUACAGAGAGAAAGGUUCAAACGCUCCUAUUCACUCUCUCCCCGAAGGAGCGCCCCCUCCUGGCAGACUAGACAACAACAACCUGGCUCCCUCCAGGAAGAAAAAUGUUGCAGGGAAUCAAGGGAAGGAGAAAGGAGGAGGAGGAGGAGGUGAAGGAGGAGGAGGGAGGAAGAAGAAGAGGGAGUACGUCCCCCAGAAGAGGUCUGGAGGUUAUGCUGUCCUCCUCACUCUUUACAGACAAUCACAGACCCCAGGUAGUAAAGGUUAUAUGUUUAAGAUGGAGCUACAAACUGAAGCCCAACGUCUCUGUGAUAAAUCCUUCAGUGUGCCAGAUCUCGGCAGUAAGUACACCGCCUGGUCUUCAGUCAGCACUCUGAUCCAGAAGAACCUGGUGAUAAAGACCCACAAUCCUGCAAGGUAUUCUCUGACAGACGAAGGUUCGGCUUUGGCUGAACGACUCGAGUCAGCAGAAGAAGGGACUAAAGAAGGUCCAGAUGGGGACAGAGAGGAGGGCAGGAGUGAAGGCGGGGAGGACGAGGUGGAAGAGGAAGGCGGCCCCGGAGUUGUGGACCUUACCGCUAGCGAUAAUGAGGACGAUGAAGAGCAGGACAAAAUACAUCCUGCAGAGGAGAGACCGGUCUGUGUCGCCCAGCCGAGGAGCGAAGAUCAGGUGGUUUCAUCAGGGAAGCACCAGGAUUCACAGGCGACAAGCGGGAAGUCGAAUGGAGCACGUCUCCUACCUGGAACCUACGAGAUCUUACUCUGUGUUGACUUCAUUGAGACGACUGGCGGCAGCAGCCAUCGGAAGCAGGAGCUCGUCAAAGAGCUGCAGAGAAACGGAGUGAACUUCGAUGUCAGGAAGCUAAACGUUGGAGACUUCCUGUGGGUGGCUCGGGAAAAGGUCACACCUGUUCCAGGUCAGCUGCGAGCACCAGAAGGCCGGGAGCUCGUCCUCGAUUACAUCAUUGAGAGGAAGAGGAUGGACGACUUGUGUGGUAGCAUAAUUGACGGACGCUUCAGGGAACAAAAGUUUCGGCUGAAGAGGUGCGGUCUUCGUAAGCCGGUCUAUCUGGUAGAGGAGUGUGGGACGGCUGCUUCCCACCUGAGUUUACCUGAAACUACACUACAGCAGGCCAUCGUCAACACACAGGUGGUCGAUGGCUUCUUUGUGAAGAGAGUCCAGGAUGUGCGGGAGUCGGCGGCCUACCUCACCAUCAUGACACGAUACCUCACUAAGCUGUACCUGAACCGGACGCUGAUCUGUCGCUCCAGAGAGCUGGAGGGUGAUGGAGGAAGUGAUGAGGAGGGGACAGGACUCCCUUCUUGCUCUCUCAUUUCUUUUGCCGAGUUCAACCACGGUGCAAUCAAGAACAAGUGUCAAACUGUCAGAGAAGUGUUCGCCAGACAGUUGAUGCAGAUUAGCGGUUUGUCUGGAGACAAGGCCGCUGCUAUACUGGAGCAGUACAGCACGCCACACAGCCUUCUGACGGCCUACGAACGGUGUGUAAGUGAAGCCGAGAAAGAGAAACUUCUCUCGUCCAUCCGAUACGGGAAGCUCAAGAGAAAUUUGGGUCCAGCUCUGAGCAGAACAGUUUAUCAGCUGUACUGUACUCAGGGAUCGCUGUCAUAGCGGAAAACAGUCAUCAUGCUAAUGUAAUAUUUAUAUUUCUCACAGAUGGAUUUAACUUCAUAAUGUGAACACCAUUAAUUUCCAGUUUCACCUUUACUUGAAUAAGCUUUAAAGAAUUGUUCUUUACAUAUUAAUGUAAAUAUAAAGAUGCUGUUAUAU